Messenger RNA from Pyrus x bretschneideri (Chinese white pear), 2344 nucleotides. RefSeq names its product phosphatidylinositol 3,4,5-trisphosphate 3-phosphatase and protein-tyrosine-phosphatase PTEN2A. Gene Ontology annotation, molecular function: phosphatidylinositol-3,4,5-trisphosphate 3-phosphatase activity. Gene Ontology annotation, cellular component: cytosol. Gene Ontology annotation, biological process: dephosphorylation. The record is from RefSeq and is a predicted model, not a curated record. The transcript is spliced from 13 exons. The coding region runs from base 233 to 2071 and encodes 612 amino acids. Lineage: Eukaryota; Viridiplantae; Streptophyta; Magnoliopsida; Rosales; Rosaceae.
UGAUACAACGCAAAGACCUUGCAAACCCUCCUGAUUACCAACAUACUCUCCCUCCCUGUCUCUCGCUCCCUCCCUCCCAAACCCUAGACAGGCUAUGAGUUCACUGGUGUGAGAUCCUCGACGCUUCUAAAUUCUCGGGGCUGUUCAUCUCGCUACAGAAGGUAUCUUGUAUGUUGGGUUUGUGAACUAUUUUCAAUCUCCCAUUCUCCAUCACGACCUCUGGGGUAAUAGGAUGGAUGCAGAACCUGCUGACUCCUCACCUGCACCUCCAGUUAAAGCUCCCGAAUCACAACCUCCUCCUGCCACAGACUCUGGAUCAGAUUCUCAUGAUGCACCAACCAAGCAAUCUUCUGGCUUGUCAUCAUGGGCCAAAAAUCUGAAACUUCCUCAGCCAUUGGCACCAACGCAGGACAGCUCUCAGUCUGGGAAUGGUGGACAAUCGAGUUUUUCACGCUUUACUAGUGGGUUAGGAUUGCGUUUGUCUCCAAAAGCUCCACCGUCAGAUGAUAUUUCAAAUGAAAGUCCAACAACUCUGCAACCUGGUUUUAUUGGAACAAUUACGAAGGGGAUAGUUGACUCUUCUAAGAGUGCAGUGAAAGCUGUUCAGGUUAAGGCCAGGCAUGUUGUCUCUCAAAACAAACGUAGAUACCAGGAAGGAGGAUUUGAUCUGGACAUGACUUAUAUUACAGAGAAUAUAAUUGCCAUGGGAUUCCCUGCUGGUGAUAUGAGCUCUGGUUUUUUCGGAUAUGUUGAGGGGUUCUACAGAAAUCAUAUGGAAGAAGUGAUUAAGUUCUUUGAAACUCAUCAUAAGGACAAGUACAAAGUAUAUAACCUUUGUUCUGAAAGGCUUUAUGACGCGUCAUUAUUUGAAGGAAAGGUGGCUAGUUUCCCAUUUGAUGACCAUAAUUGUCCGCCAAUUCAUCUAAUAACAUUAUUUUGUCGAAGUGCUUAUGCAUGGCUGAAAGAGGAUAUUGAGAAUGUUGUGGUUGUGCAUUGCAAGGCCGGAAUGGCAAGAACAGGACUGAUGAUUUCCAGUCUUCUCCUAUACUUAAAAUUCUUUCCGACCGCUGAGGAGUCUAUUGACUACUACAACCAGAAACGAUGCUUUGAUGGAAAAGGGCUUGUUCUGCCGAGUCAGAUUAGGUACGUUAAAUAUUUUGAACGUAUCUUAACAUACUUCAACGGUGAAAACCCACCUGGCCGCAGGUGCAUGCUUAGGGGAUUUCGGCUUCAUAGGUGCCCAUACUGGAUCAGGCCCACCAUUACUGUAUCUGAUCAUACUGGUGUUCUCUUCUCCACAAAAGAACAUCCUAGAACAAAAGGUCUUUCGCCAGAAGAUUAUUGGUUUUCUGCUCCAAAGAAGGGUGUAAUGGUCUUUGCCCUGCCAGGGGAACUUGGUUUGACAGAGUUAGCUGGGGACUUCAAAGUCCAUUUUCAUGAUCGUCAAGGAGAUUUUUACUGCUGGCUGAACACAACAAUGACGGAAAAUAGAAAAGUUUUAACCAACAAUGAUCUCGAUGGGUUUGACAAGAGAAAACUUCCUUCCCCAGGGUUUCAGGUUGAGGUGGUUUUAGUGGAUUAUAGCGGCAAUGUUCCUACAACACCUAAUACUGAAACUUCUGCUAAGAAACCAGAUGAAAGCUCAGGUACCAAACCUUCCUCGGAUGAGGGGGGUGCAGCUGCUGCUCCACAAGAAAGUAAAAGCCCCGGAAGUCAAGACAAGGAUGAUGUGUUCUCAGAUAGUGAGGCAGAGGAAGGUGGCUCUGCUAAGAGCCGGCAAGCAGAAGCAACUUCUCCACCCGCAGGUGUACCCGUGGCCAGUACCAGCACCAGUUCCGAGUCUGAUACCAAACCAGAUCAAAUUUCAAGUUUAACAAAUGCGACUAAGCAAGUUUCUAUUGGAAACACGGACUCCAAACAGGCGGCUGCUGCUAGUGAGCCUAAAAGUUCUGUUAGUGGUGGAAAUGCGUCAGGCCUUGAGGCUUCGAGCACAGAAAGUGAAUUUAAGGCAAUGGCUGCUGAUGCCUCCGUUUUCUCGUUUGGAGAUGACGAGGACUCUGAAAGUGAGUAAACAAGGGGGGUGCGCCUCGGGCUGGGAAAAUCUGUACAUAAUAUGGUUUGCAAGCAUUUUUAAGUGCACCAGUUGCUGAUACUAGGUUAUGUUCCGUUCCGUUUGUAGUUGAAAGUACGUUUCUGUUAAGUGGAUUAAGAAAGAAAAAGGUUUCUUUGAAGAUGCGAAUAAUUGACAUCGAACUGUGAUGGGGAUUUGUUGGAAUUCAUUUUAUUGUUUGUAAAGGAAGAGAUAAGAAAACCUGUAAAAUAUCAUUUCGUGCUUUCUGGCGUA